UUCUAAUCUUAUACAUUUAUUCUCACACUUCUACUCUUCCUCUUUACCCAUUUGAACAUUAUGGGUGGACCAGACCCUGGGAGAGGCGAUCGUGCAAUUUUCAGGAAGAGGGCUGGUACUUUGGUGGAUAAAGCACAUGCCCUAGCAAGUCUCUAUGGCGCGAAGGUAUAUCUUGUUAUAGAUCACCCCCGGGCAACAGUAGUCUACAAUUCUGUGGCAGAUGGUCAAUGGCCACCACCAGAAAAGACUAUGGAGCCUGCUUAUCCCCACGUGCAACGUUUGACAUAUUCAGACAUGGAGAUUGCGAAGGGUAGUGCCGAAAACGAUGAAGUAAAACAGCUUUUGCAGUACUACGAUUACCGUUCGCAGCUUCUACAAUCUAUCGACGAACAAGAUGAAGGAAAUGAUGCGAGUGAAGAAUCUAACACAAGCCAUUGA
Molecule: messenger RNA, 438 nt
Organism: Aspergillus japonicus CBS 114.51
Lineage: Eukaryota; Fungi; Ascomycota; Eurotiomycetes; Eurotiales; Aspergillaceae
Exons: 2
Coding region: 61-438 (125 amino acids)
Molecular function (GO): DNA binding; protein dimerization activity
Source: RefSeq, a predicted model, not a curated record